Phascolarctos cinereus (koala) is the source of this 1481-nucleotide messenger RNA. RefSeq names its product phospholipase A2 group IIC (gene PLA2G2C). The record is from RefSeq and is a predicted model, not a curated record. Gene Ontology annotation, molecular function: phospholipid binding; signaling receptor binding; calcium ion binding. Gene Ontology annotation, biological process: positive regulation of fibroblast proliferation; phospholipid metabolic process; arachidonate secretion. NCBI's taxonomy places the organism in Eukaryota, Metazoa, Chordata, Mammalia, Diprotodontia, Phascolarctidae.
GACACUGCAAGUCUCUGCUUGGAAGAAGAUGAGACAUCCAUACCAAGGGAAAAAAGUCUAAGCAACUUGAAUAAAAAGGAAGAGAACCCCAAACCAGAUGCUGAGGACUGCCUAAGGUUUGCUGGCGAGACCUCAGGGAAGCCUUUUGUGUCAGCAGCUGCCUCAGCCUCUUGUGUGCCCCAGCAUGGCACAGAGCUCAGCACUCCCAUUGGUGGGUGACUAGAAUAGGGGAGACAAGGAGACUGGAAAUCGUGACCUCGAAUCUCAAAUUCCUUUGAAGACUGAAGGAGAGACCUGUGUGCAGGGACCAAGGACAGUGACUCUUCAGAAGGAAACACAGCCUCCCCCCAGUGUUUUGGCUCUCUGCACCUGCCCCUGGACACUGUGGAUUAUGGCCCAUACCGAACAAGAGCAAAGAGUCCUUCGAAUCUCCUCUACAUGCUACUCCCCAUGAACCAGAGACCCUGACAAUUCCCGAGCUAACUGCUUUGCUGCUGACUCUUGUCCAAAGUGCUGAAUAUAGCGUGGGGUCUUCCGGAUUGGGGGAAUCAAGGACUAACUAACUUAGAAAUAAAAUAAAGACCUUUCUUCACUGUGACAUGAAUUAACGGCUCUGUUUCCUACCUGGCUCAUACUUCACUGACUGUUCUAUCUGACUAGAUCUACUGCCCUUGAAGAGGAAGUGUGGCAUUCUUCCCUUGACUCCAUCUUGGCUUCUGGGUAAUGAAGGUCGUCUCCAUCGUUGUGGUCCUCCUCUUGCCCACGCUGACCCACAGCAGCUUCUGGCAAUUUGGAAGGAUGAUCAAGCUCAUUACUGGGAGGAAUGCCUUAUUCUCUUACUAUGGCUAUGGCUGUUACUGUGGACUGGGGGGCAGAGGAAACGCAGUGGAUGAUACUGACAGGUGCUGUCAGGAUCAUGACUGCUGCUAUGCUGAGCUGAAGACCUGUUGUGGCUGUCAGCCAAUGUUUAGCACCUACCAAUUCCACAUUGUCAAUGGAAGUGUGAUCUGCUAUGGUGGCAGGAGUGGCAGGAGUCUCUGUGGGUCACUGACCUGUGAGUGUGACAAGAGAUCUGUUUACUGCUUCAAAGAGAGCCUUCGCACCUAUAAGAAGAAUUAUCAGUUCUAUAGUCAGUCCCGGUGUGGUGUGAACAAGGUCAUGUGCUAAGGAAGAGGCCAGGACAUGGUGCUUCCCCAACAGACAAGAGACUCCCCCCUCUCUUAAAACUCUGCACAAGAUUUACCUCCAGGAACACUUCCCAGAUGAAGCUCAGCACACUUAGAUCCAGAACCACAGAUUGUUAGAGCUUUGGACGUGGACGUAGAAUGUUAGAGCUAGAAGGGUCCUUAGAACCUAGAAUGUCAGAGCCGAGAAGGAUCUCAGACUAUAGAAUUCCAGAGCUGGGAGGGACCUUAGAGCACAGAAUAUGAAAACAGAAAGGACCCUUAGAACAUAGAAUGUCAGAACUAAAAUGGACCUUA